CCGAGACGCGUCGACCAACACACGAGAGUUAAGAGCUUGCGAAACGCCACAAGCGAAGGCGUCCAGCAUCCCGCGUUCCACCUCUAAUCCUCUAUCACCGUCAUCGACGUCGGCCUAGCUCCGCCAAGCUCCCGAGCUCCAUUCCCUCGAGGCCACUACCCUCCGGCAGCCCCGCUGGUAGAGUCUCACGGUCGGCGGCGGCGGCAGCGAGUUCUGCUUCCGGUGGGAGGACGCGUGGGCGAUGGCGGUGGCGUGCGGGCGCCUUCUCCUCUUCCUCCUCUCGGCCGCCGCCCUGGCAGGGGUCGCCUCUGCCGCUGGCCCUUUCUUGUCCGACGGCGUGUUCCAGGUGAGCGCCGGAUCCACUGGGAGGAGCUUGUUGCAGGCCAGGAAGGAUUGCCCAGUGAAUUUUGAGUUCCAAAACUACACAAUCAUCACAAGCAAGUGCAAAGGGCCAAAAUUUCCUGCCAAACAAUGCUGUGCCGCUCUCAAGGAAUUCGCAUGCCCAUUUUAUAUGUACCUCAAUGAUGACAGCAGCAGCUGCGCAACAACAAUGUUCACCUACAUCAACCUCUAUGGCAAGUACCCACCAGGGCUGUUCUCCAGCGAGUGCAAGGAAGGCAAGUUGGGGCUUUCGUGCGCAGAUGUCCCUCAGAGAGACAUUACCACUGCAAACGGUGGACAACACGCUCAAAGCAGCUUGCUUGCAUGGAUUACUGUCUUGAGUGUGGUAGUAGCGUUGUUGUUCCACUGAACGAUAACUCCUUUCAUUUCCCUCAAAGAUAGGGUGUUGCAACUGAUGAGGCUUGAGUUUGAUCAUGGCGCCUUAUGGUGCUCAUCGUGAGUCCGUUGCCACGUUCUUCCUUUUAUGUGUAAAAUCUCUUGUAAUGUAAUUUACUACUUGUUGUGUAUUAUCUGGAAUUAGAUUUGUCAAAGUUGGUGUUCAGCUCAAACUCAACUCAACCCAACAGUAUCAUUGUAUUGUCAUAUCAAUUAUCAUUCAUAUGAAUAGUGGCCUAUUUUUGUUUGGUAAGA
Messenger RNA from Setaria italica (foxtail millet), 1032 nucleotides. RefSeq names its product GPI-anchored protein LLG1. Bases 242 to 751 code for a protein of 169 amino acids. NCBI's taxonomy places the organism in Eukaryota, Viridiplantae, Streptophyta, Magnoliopsida, Poales, Poaceae. The transcript has 3 exons. The record is from RefSeq and is a predicted model, not a curated record.